Acanthopagrus latus (yellowfin seabream) is the source of this 2109-nucleotide messenger RNA. RefSeq names its product tumor necrosis factor, alpha-induced protein 8-like 2b (gene tnfaip8l2b). The coding region runs from base 408 to 965 and encodes 185 amino acids. The record is from RefSeq and is a predicted model, not a curated record. Gene Ontology annotation, biological process: regulation of apoptotic process. Gene Ontology annotation, cellular component: cytoplasm. The transcript has 3 exons. NCBI's taxonomy places the organism in Eukaryota, Metazoa, Chordata, Actinopteri, Spariformes, Sparidae.
GGGCAGGAGAGAGAAAACACAGCAGUUUUCUUUUCCUUUUUUUUUUUUUUAAGAGUUUGAAUUUCAGAGGGAAACACAAGACAGAGAGCGGCUGGAGAGUGAGACAGAGUGAGAGAGAGAGAGAGACACACACACACUCACACACUGAGGGGUGUGUCUAGCAAUUUAGUUCCUCAAGGAAGUAGAACUCAACACUAUCUUAAGAUAGGGUGGCAGCAGUGACAGAAGCGCUGCAGGAGGGCUGCUUUUUGGGGGGUUUUGGAUCUGCUCUGGUGAAGAUGAAGGGAUCUCAUUAAAUCAACCAGCCUGUGCUGUCAACCUGAGGCACAGCGGAGGGAGAGAGAGAGAGAGAGAGAUCUGACACAGACCAGGAGGGAGGGGGACUCAGAACACACACUCAGGCAACCAUGGAAUUCAGCUCAAAGGACAUGGCCUUGAGGGCACAGAAGAAGAUCCUCAGCAAGAUGGCCACCAAGGCCUCGGUCCAAAUGUUCAUUGACGACACCACCAGCGAGAUCCUGGAUGAACUGUACCACGUCUCCAGAGACUUCUCAGGCAAUAAAUCAGAGGCCCAGAAGGUGAUCAAAGACCUGAUCAAGAUCGCCGUGAAGAUUGGCCUGCUGUUCAGGAACAACCGUUUUAGCACAGAAGAGCUGGGAGUGGCCACAGAUUUCAAGAAGAAGCUGCACAUGGGGGCGAUGACGGCUAUCAGCUUCUACGAGGUGGACUUCACCUUCGACAAGGAAGUGAUGGAGGAGAUCCUGAAUAGCAGCAGGGAUCUGCUGCUGAAGCUGGUCAACACCCACCUCACCCCUAAGUCCCAUGGUCGCAUCAACCACGUCUUCAACCAUUACUCCAACCCGGACCUCCUUGCCAAACUAUACAACCCCAGUGGCCCCUUCAGACCCAACCUAACCAAGAUCUGCAAAGGACUCAACAAACUGGUCGAGGAUGGGACAAUAUGACAUAGAAACAAUGAAAUGCAAGUCAGACACUGGGAGAGCUACAGUCAGACUCACUUGAGACUCAUAACUGGUGGACAAAAUUGGUCUUACUGCUGCUGAGGACUGGCAACGUAAGACAAGUGAUUUGAGAACAAAACUGCUGCCCCGUCGUUCUCAAAGAGUAUGUGGGAUCAAAAAAAAAUAAGUUGGUUGAGUCAAAUGCUCAAGUUUUUACUGUUAAGAGGUGAUCAUAUAUAUAUGAUGUUAAUUGUGAUAUAUACUUGUCUAUUCAGACAAAGUUCACAGCAACCAAACUUGAAUAUAAACUGGUUUAUACUAUCAGCUGUUUAUUUUGAUUAUCAAAUUUAAGCCCAUGUUUAAUAUUUGACCUUGAAAUGUUUAAUUCAGAGCUACUGAUGUUAUGUAUUGUGAGGAGGAGGAGGAGGAGUUGAAACAGCUGGUCAGAUUGCAUCAUGAGAACAGACGGGGAACAAUGCCACUGUAAUAAAGCACUGCCAUCUGGUGGUCGAGAUGACGCCUCAGCAACUCAACGUGCUGUAUUUACUGAGAUGUCUGGAAGACAAUGCAGCCGAUAAUAAAGCCAAUGACCCCACAGUGGACAAUUACUUACACAACACUUUGUAGUCUCAGCUUCAAAACAUGUUUAGGAGCACGAACGGAAAAGAUUGACUCUUAAACGGUGUUGACUGCACAAGCUUGAAUGCUAAUCCUGUAAUUCAUGUUUUUCUAAAGAUUGGAUCACUGGUGUUAUUCUUUGGUUUUACAUGACAAAAGACACCGAACAUCAACAGACAAAGAAAAAAAAAUAAAGUCCUUGCUCGACACUCAUCUUAUACAGGAGUCAAACAUUGUAAUUUAGCUAAUAAUUUGCCAAUAUAUGCAGAAAAGUCUAUUGAUCUUUCAAAUUACAGAAAGAUGUUUAAAGAUUAAGUGCUAAUGAGAGUCAAGAGAUUCUGGAGGUGCUGUUAUGAGGAACAAGAGAGCUCAACCUUCUAGACAAUUGUAGACAAAUACAUAUAUUCAGACCUGAACCAGAUGACUGAACAGACUUUUUAUUAUUAUUGUUGUUUUAAAAUGAGCUACACAAAUCUUCUGAAAUAAAAAAUAUGCCCAUUACAAACAAUAAAAGAGUGCCGUCAAUGUA